Messenger RNA from Dromiciops gliroides (monito del monte), 2324 nucleotides. RefSeq names its product serine/arginine repetitive matrix 4 (gene SRRM4). Gene Ontology annotation, biological process: regulation of RNA splicing; neuron maturation; mRNA processing. Lineage: Eukaryota; Metazoa; Chordata; Mammalia; Microbiotheria; Microbiotheriidae. The coding region runs from base 480 to 2321 and encodes 613 amino acids. Gene Ontology annotation, cellular component: nucleus. Gene Ontology annotation, molecular function: mRNA binding. The record is from RefSeq and is a predicted model, not a curated record. The transcript has 13 exons.
CAAAACAGAAGCGGCGCUCGCACACACGGCACGCACACACAGACGGCCCCAGAGCCCGUGCUCCUGUCGCUGCUCCCCGAAAGCCAGUCUUUCCAUCCCCGCCCGAGGGGAGAGGGAAGAGCCGGGAAAGGAGAAGGUGGAAAAGAGGAAAGCUCAACUAGAAAGACACACAGUCCUCUCUCUACCUCUCUCUCAGCUCCCUGGGAAGCCAAAGCUGCUACACACACACACACACACACACACACACACACACACACACACACACACACACACACACACACACACACACCACAGAGACACACAUACACACACCCCUCGAUCUUUCUACCCCUGGAUAUAUCUGAGGCUGAGCGAGGCGCCGGGAAGGGCCGGGACCGUGGCUGCUGGGCAGCAGAGCCUCCCCGGAGCGCCCCCAUUUGGAACGUACAUUUCAGCACUUUGGACAGCGCCCGAGGCUCCGGGGGCCUCCGGGCGGGACCAUGGCGAGCGUUCAGCAGGGCGAGAAGCAGCUCUUCGAGAAGUUCUGGCAAGGGACCUUCAAAGCCGUGGCCACCCCCCGGCCCGAGAGCAUCAUCGUCGCCAGUAUCACCGCCCGCAAACCUCUCCCAAGCACUGAAGCUCAGAGCUGUGUGGUCUAUCCAGCUGAGGAGAGAGCCCCCAAAAGACUGAGACAGCACACAGCUCAGGAGGCCUCCAUUGCCAACGGCUGGGAGCAGGGAAAGGCUAGCCAGGAGCUCACGCCCAUCAGGACACACAGUACUUUCCGAGACAAGGACUUUACACCACCGCCUUCCUCCAGGGGCAAGAAGAAAAAGAAGAAAUCAGCCCGGAAGAAGCGAAGGAGGUCUCCUUCCUAUAGUCCAUCUCCAGUGAAAAAGAAGAAGAAGAAAAGUUCUAAAAAGCAUAAGAGAAACAGGUCUUUCUCCAAGAAGAGAAGACACAGUUCCUCAAGCCCCAAAAGCAAAAGAAAGAAAGAAAGAAAACACCAGAAACAAUCCCGAAGCCGGCCUCGAAAAUCUCACCGCCAUCGUCACCGCCGCUGUCACUCUCGGUCACCCAGCUCUGAGUCGCGCUCCUCCAGCUGCGAGAGCAGGCACAGGGCCAAGUCCCCCGAAGAAGGGCACAAGUCCAGGCGGAGACGCCCAAGGCCCUGCUCUAAGGCUAUCCAAAAGGGAACUGUGAGCAGUGGUGAGACCCGGUCUGGCCACCCCGCCAGCCAGUCCCUCCAGGUCUACAGCUUCCUCUCAUCCAAUGAAGUCAUUUCUCAGUCGAGGUCUUCCGCUGACCUCUUUACCAAAACAGUCAGCCCGCUUGGCAAUCUCGCGGCUCCCCGAGGAGGGUCCCGGGAAUAUGACUCAGGAAACGACACUUCCUCCCCACCGUCCGCAAGGACCAGCUCCUCCACCCCCCAGGAUGACCAGGACAAAGGGAGCCCUGGCCGACCAGGCUGCGGGCGGGGCGGCUUGGCUGCGGGCAAACCGAGAUUACUCCUCACCAGUGAUAACAGCUCGGAUUCGGGGAAUUCCUUCACCACCUGUUCUUCCCAGACCAAGGGACCCAGUUUGGAGACUCUCCCUUCAGAGCCCCAGGCCACGAAUUCCAGAGGAUCCCGGUCACCAUGCUUUGGCUGCUCGGAGGUGAAGAAGCUGAGUCCUGCCCCCUCACCAGCUCGGACCUCCCCACUGAGAGCCUGCUCCCGGGGUAGCUCGUACAGCAGUCCUGCCAGAUCCUCCCCAGCGUCCAGCCACUCCUCCCCAUCACGGAAUCACAGGGGGGCCUCCCCCAGGUACGCCCGAAGCCGCUCCAGCUCCUCAGGGAAGAGGUCCUACACUCGGUCUCCCAGCUACUCAUCCACAUCCGCCAAGCUGAGUCCAGUAAGCAGAAGCCCCCGGCCCCGACGGAGUCCCAGUUACACCCGGUACAGCCCUACCAGAGACAGAGAACGAGACCACAAGUAUGGACCCAGUGAAAAGGAGACCCCUCGGGACCGAGAACGGAGACGGCGGCGUUCUUAUUCCCCCAUAAGGAAGCGCAGGAGGGAUUCCCCCAGCCACCUGGAGGCUCGUCGGAUCACAAGUGCCCGGAAACGCCCCAUCCCCUACUACCGGCCCAGCCCCUCCUCCUCCAGCAGCCUCAGCAGCUCCUCUUCCUGGGACAGCAGCAGCAGCCGCAGCCGCAGCCGCAGUUACUCACGCAGCAGCAGCAGCCGCAGCCGAAGCAGCAGCGAAAACAGCAGCAGCGACAGUGACAGUGCCAGUGAACCUGGGACCCACAGCCGCAGUUACGCCUCUGAGGGCAGCUACGAGAGCACAGGCCGCUAAGGG